This is a messenger RNA of Branchiostoma floridae (Florida lancelet), 1334 nucleotides long. Its product is annotated as GPN-loop GTPase 1-like. The transcript is spliced from 5 exons. The record is from RefSeq and is a predicted model, not a curated record. The coding region runs from base 34 to 1212 and encodes 392 amino acids. Gene Ontology annotation, molecular function: GTPase activity. NCBI's taxonomy places the organism in Eukaryota, Metazoa, Chordata, Leptocardii, Amphioxiformes, Branchiostomatidae.
GACUAGAGGGUUGUGGGUAGAGUAUUUUUGAGGAUGGCGGAAGCGCGGGUAGAAGAUGGAGCAUGUGCGGCCGAACCAAACAUUUCUGCUCAACAAACCUCCGAUCCAGGCGGUUCCACACAGACUGGGGGCACCAAACCCACCUGUAUCCUGGUGCUGGGCAUGGCAGGGUCCGGGAAGACCACGUUCGUGCAGAGACUGAACGCACACAUGCACGCACAGAAAACCCCGCCGUAUGUCAUCAACCUGGACCCUGCUGUGUAUGAGGUUCCAUAUCCAGCCAACAUUGACAUCAGAGACACAGUGAAGUAUAAGGAAGUGAUGAAGCAGUACGGCCUGGGUCCUAACGGUGGCAUCAUCACAUCUCUCAACCUGUUUGCUACACGCUUCGACCAGGUCAUGAAGUAUGUGGAGAAGAGAGCGAACGAGUUCAAACAUGUCAUCCUGGAUACCCCAGGGCAAAUUGAGGUGUUCACCUGGUCUGCGUCUGGUUCCAUCAUCACAGAGUCUCUCGCCUCUGGUUUCCCCACGGUGGUUGUGUACGUCAUGGACAUCGCUCGAAGCGUCAACCCUGUCACAUUCAUGUCUAACAUGCUGUACGCCUGCAGCAUCCUGUACAAGACCAAACUCCCUUUCAUUGUCGUCAUGAACAAGAUCGACAUUGUCAAUCACUCUUUUGCUGUCGAGUGGCUGACAGAUUUUGAGGCAUUCCAGGAUGCUCUAGCGCAGGAGGAAUCGUACGCGAGCAACCUGACGCGAUCCCUGAGCCUUGUGUUGGACGAGUUUUACGCUAAUUUGAGAACAGUGGGUGUGUCGGCGGUGACAGGUCAGGGGAUGGCAGAGUUCCUACAGGCAGUGGACAGUGCAGCUCAGGAGUAUGAGACUCAGUACAAGCCAGAGUAUGAGAGGUUAAAGAAGGAGAAGGAGUCAGCUGAGCAGCAGGAGAAGCUGAAACAGCUGGACAGACUCAAGAGGGACAUGGGAGAGGGCGAGGCUGUUCCCAUGGAAACGGCCACGCCUGUCAGACCGGAUGCUGCACCCAGCCACUCCAAGGCCCCUGAGGUCAUGCUGACAAAAGGUCCUGAUGAGGAUGAUGAGCUGGACAGUGAUGACCUGGAUGAGGAGAUGACAGAGAGGAGAGAGGAGGCAGCCUUUAAGGCAUUCCUAGAGAGUCAAAAGGCUCACCCACAGAGCAAACAGGACAAGUCAUGAACAUUAAAACUGAACAGCUGUUUAUACAUGGAUGUUCCUCGGUGUUUGUUGUCUGGGUUAGUUAAGUUCAGUUUGUUCAAAUAUUGGUUUUAAUCGGAAGUAAAACAAACUAUUUUACACUC